AUUGACGGCAAAAAAAAAAAAAAAAUUGACGUCAAACAGAAGAAUCGGAGCUUAAUAAUGGAAGUGACUUGACUCAUGCAAUUUUAAGUUCACAACUCUUGGUUAAUUGACAGGGAACUUAAUGUCGCAACUCGUAACUUCAUGCAAUUUUAGGACUACUUCAGUGCAAAGUAGCUUACAGAAGAUAUGAUUGUUGUCUGAGGCAUACUGGAAGUCUUAAACAUCGGUCUUCUUUUUCGUUUUAUUUGAGACAUGAGUCUGCGAUAUGGUAUCCAGCUUCUGAUGUUAAAUAUGAUGUAAAGAAUUGAAAAAAAUAUCCAACGUAGGUGGCAAAUGGAAGAGAACUAACUACAUGGUCAGUCACUUGUGCAACAAUUUUAUCCAGAGUGGGAAAUGUGAACGAGUUCAAGGAAUUUUUGCUCAUAUGCUAAAGGAUACCUGCAAAUCGGCAAGAAUGGUAGAAAACCGAACUCAUUAGCAAGCAUAUCACGUGAAGUGUUCACGCGAUAAUCAUUAACGCUUUUGUUUUCGAGCAAUUAAGAUGCAUAGAUUCAUUGAAAUCUCAGAAAUUAACUCCAUAAGGAGAAAAAAAUCUGGUUUUCCGAUUGUUGCACCUAAAUAAUCACCCCCUUUUCGCGCAAAUAACACUCUCCUUCAUGCUUUCCUCGUCACUGCCUGCACUUUUAGCCUGCUGGAAAUGGUAGAAAACAUUUCAGUUUUCUGCAGUGGUGUAUAUAAGCAUAUCAGCUGAGAGCUUCAAGACUUUGCUGGUAUCCCUACACUUCCUUCUACAACCUCCUUCCUGAGGUAUGUAUAUCUCUUUUAUAUGAAGUUUUAUAGAGCUUUUCAUCUACAAAACAUAGAAAUGCUAUUGCAUAUUUGUUUUUCACAUGCUUUUAUUGUUGUUCUUUCAUUGUACAAUCCAUAGCAUACUAACAUUUGCUCCCCAGUAGAUCAGUAAGCAGUAUUCCUAUGUUGUAAGAUUGCUGUUUCGUUAAACUAUUUUUCAUUACACUUUUCUCUUUGUUCAUGUACAGAAACCAGUCUACUAAUUGCUUCCUUCAAACAAUGUUGCCAGCAAUUGCUAAUGGUCGCAUGUCAAACAAUGGGAACCCUGCAGAAAACGGUAACGGUGGGAAUCCGGAUAGGCCAGCUUUGAGGAAUUGGAGAAACAAGCUGACUAUCCUUCUUAUUGACGAAUCUGAAAACCACAGGAUUCUGGGGACGGCUUAUCUUACAGCUUAUGGUGUCGAAACUACAUCUGUGACUGAUGGACGGGCUGCUUUGGAGCUCAUAUUUUCUGGUGCUAGGUUCAGUUUGAUCCUCAUUGACAUGCAUAUGCGCUAUAUGAGUGGUGCACAGUGUGUGAGUCACCUUCGAACCAUGGGAGUGAGGUCCCUGAUGCUCGGUAUGACAACUUUUUGUAGAGAAAGAGAGGAACGGGCAUUUCUGGAAGCAGGGGGUAAUGGCUUCAUUCCAAAGCCUCUUAGUCCUGAUAACUUUCUUCAAGUCCUGGAAGCGCUGGAUAACAACCAGGGAUGAAAAGCCAGGCUGCUCCAGCCUAAAUCAAGGACUUUUUUAUUUAUUUUCAUGUCUUAGUUGUUGUGCCCUUGUACUUUGUUUUUAAUAUUUCAAUAAAAUGGAUUUCUCUAUAUCUUUGCAGUAGUGUUUCUAUCCCAUUGCUGGCUUCUUUCAUUUUUGUGUGAA
Messenger RNA from Rosa rugosa (rugosa rose), 1707 nucleotides. RefSeq lists its product as uncharacterized. Gene Ontology annotation, biological process: phosphorelay signal transduction system. Bases 1030 to 1542 code for a protein of 170 amino acids. The transcript has 2 exons. The record is from RefSeq and is a predicted model, not a curated record. NCBI's taxonomy places the organism in Eukaryota, Viridiplantae, Streptophyta, Magnoliopsida, Rosales, Rosaceae.